Molecule: messenger RNA, 4067 nt
Organism: Bemisia tabaci
Lineage: Eukaryota; Metazoa; Arthropoda; Insecta; Hemiptera; Aleyrodidae
Gene: Dop1R2
Product: dopamine receptor 2
Biological process (GO): adenylate cyclase-activating adrenergic receptor signaling pathway; positive regulation of MAPK cascade
Cellular component (GO): plasma membrane
Molecular function (GO): G protein-coupled receptor activity
Source: RefSeq, a predicted model, not a curated record
AACCCCCUCGGUCCUACUCGCUUUCGGUCGCGGUUCUCUCCGCGCUUCGCGCGUGUUUUUUCUCGUCCGCGCGGGUCGCUUUGAUGCCGGCCAACAGGCGUGAAAUGGGGAAUCCUUUCGCUCCUUUUUGAUGUGAUUCUCUCCGAACGGUUCCGCGCAGUGAUAUUAAGUUUCAAGAAUGUUCAAGUGGUACUUUUUGGACAUUAAAGUCAAGAAAUUCUAAAUGUGACGGAUCAAUCAGAUCAUAUUGUUGCUAAACGAAUGAACCAGACAUAGGUAGUUUACAAAUUCAUUAACUAUAAAGGUCUGGUCUCACAUCUGACAUUUAAAAAGUUCCGGCACUCAUGUAACAACGAGCAAGUUUGAUCGGUUAAUUAAUUGGGAUUCAGUGGCGUUACAGUUUCGAACAGCAAUGAUGAGAGAAGUGUGGAAACGACAGCCAUGAGAGCAUGAAGAAGAUAUGUUGCGGAGCCUCCAAUGCAGGGCGACCGGAGCGCUAUCGGUGGCGAUGACCCGAACUACCCCUCGACAUCAAUCUAGUUGUCGCCGACGUCGCCAGAGAGCGUGCCCUACACACUGCGACCAACCACUCGCUGAACCAGUGAAACGGAGGAAACUCGCCAGGAGAGGAUGCGGGAGUCGGGGUUGAUCCUCACCGACGAGGACGACUGGCCACUCUUCGUCUGGAACCGGUCCGAAAACGGCUCCCUCUACGAGUGGACGUUCGACACCAACGCUACUCGCAACGCCAGCGACCUCUGGUGGGGCGUGGACCAAGACAAAGCCGCGCUUGCCGGCCUUCUCCUACUUUUCUCUAUGGUCACCAUCUUCGGCAACCUCCUAGUCGUCGCCGCCGUGGCCAGAGAGCGCUACCUCCACACGGCGACCAACUACUUCGUGACGUCCCUCGCCAUCGCCGACUGCCUCGUCGGGCUCGUCGUCAUGCCCUUCUCGGCCAUGUACGAGGUCCUCGAGCACAACUGGGUGCUCGGCCUCACCUGGUGCGACAUCUGGCGGUCGCUCGACGUGCUCUUCUCGACCGCUUCGAUCCUCAACCUGUGCGUCAUCUCGCUGGACCGGUAUUGGGCCAUCACCGACCCCUUCACGUACCCGACCCGGAUGUCGAGGAACCGGGCUUGCUUCCUCAUCGCCGGGGUUUGGAUCUGUUCCGGGACGAUCUCGUUCCCGGCCAUCGUGUGGUGGCGCGCCGUGCGCAUGGAUAAGAUCCCGGACAACAAGUGCCCGUUCACCGAUAGCCUAGGAUACCUGAUAUUCUCAUCGACGAUUUCGUUUUAUUUACCGUUGGUUGUAAUGGUGUUUACGUAUUAUAAAAUCUACCGUGCGGCGGUUGCGCAGACGAGGUCGUUGAAGUUGGGCACGAAGCAAGUGAUGUCGGCGGGGGAGAUGGCGUUGACCUUGAGGAUCCACCGCGGUGGGGACGCGAGGCACAUCUGCGCGGCGCUCAACCAGGCCGAGGACGGGGAUCUGGAGCCGGGCGGUGGUGCUAACGGCCUCUCGCGGCAGCCGAGCGCGGCUUCGAGGACGCUCCACCGCGGGCAGAUGGGCAAGAACUUCUCGCUGUCGCGGAAGCUCUCCAAGUUCGCCAAGGAGAAGAAGGCGGCCAAGACGCUGGGUAUCGUCAUGGGUGUCUUCAUCAUCUGCUGGCUCCCGUUCUUCAUCGUCAAUUUGCUCUCGGGUUUCUGCUCGCAGUGUAUCUGGGAGGAGGAGCUCGUGUCCAGUAUCGUCACGUGGCUGGGCUGGCUCAACUCCGGCAUGAACCCGGUCAUCUACGCCUGCUGGAGUCGUGAUUUUCGCAGAGCUUUUGCACGGAUCCUUUGCGUGUGCUGUCCUAGAAAAUUCCGUCGAAGACAUAGGCCACCUAUCCGCUGUAGACCAAGUCAGUACAUGGGUGCAUCUGUCGUGUUAGCACCAACCACAGUCACCUACGCCACAGUGAGUCAACACGAGUACUUUAACAUGUGACGACUGGACGAAUUCAAUUUUUAGGCGCCACUUCAUGAAAUUUCGAAGACAGGUUCCCUGUCUGCGAAUCUCACCGGCCACCAUUGAUGAAGCUCAAACUUUUUAAAACAUUUCGGAAAAACAGGGGUACGAUCCACUGCAGCAGGAUGUACUUAUAAUUUGUUGUAUUUAUCAGUGAUAUUCAUUUUUUCCAUCUUCCAUGUAAUAUCCGACCAAAUUGUCCUUUGGAAAAAGGGCGCGUUAACUUUAUUUUAUUGUUUUAUUUUUUUUAGUAGAAACGUCCUGAUAACAAAGAAAGCUCCAGAUCUAUACAAACAGGUGUUAAUGGCACCAAUUAUUUCUUUACGUGUGCUUAGGUAAUAUUUUUUUUUAUUUUUAUUUUUUUCAUUAUCGAUUCGUCCGUCAUUUUUAAUUAUCAAAACACAGUAGUGAGGCGUGAACUGAAAAUUUUGAAAGGAGAGGUAUCAAAAUAAAGGAAAUAGAAGUGGAAUGUCGUGGAGAAAAGGGUAGCAAAACAAUGUUGUCAGCUGUUCUUACCUGUGCCCUUGUAAUUUUGACUGGAAGCCAAUUUUUCCAAAGGUCAAUUUAGUGAUUGCUGACCCUUAAUCGAAUUUGCUGAAAAAUGUGACUCAAACAGAAGCUCGUGAUGUUUUUUUUCUCUCUCUCUCUCCUUAUUCUUCAAUUCCUCACUUUUUUAUUUUAUUUUUAAGCAUACCAACUCACACUUGCUAAAAAUUGACCCAAACGCUUAAGGUAGAGGGUUGUAAACGGAGUUAAUAUCUGAUCUGAUCGAGAAUAUUUUAUACUUUUGAACUUUUUAAGUUAAUGAAAAAGAAGAGGAGGAAGAAUAAUUAACAAUGAUGAAAGUUGAACUAUCAUUAAUUUUGGCGUAAUUUUUAUGUAAUAGCAUGUGACACGGCCUUUUAUAUUUUAAUUUUUUUAAGUCUCUACUGUUAAAUUUUUAUACUUUAAAAUUUUGGAGUUAUCAUCCCUUAGGUGUUCUAUUUCCUAUUAAAAAUUAAAUCAGCCGCUUUACAUCGCACCAUCUUCUUUAUGAUUUAAAGAAAAUUUGGAAUUGGAGAGGAGCAUUUAUGCCGAAAAGCCAGUCAUGAUAUGGAUCCGUUCAGUGUUCACGUCUGCAAAGACCCCAAAAUCUCCGAGUCUUCGUUUUUCCUGUCAAUAACAACUUCCAGGGAUCAUGAAAUUUUGGAUUUUGAGUCUUUUAAAAAAAAAUGAGUUCGUGUACCUGUACCUCGUGAUCCACUAUGACGUUUAGAAUUUCAUUAUUUGUUGUCUUUUUUUUCUAAAGAACAUGAAAGUUAGGUACAUGAAUGCUCACUCCCAUUAAUCCGAUUCCAAAUUCGAAAGAGUUAUAAGAAUCUGAUGUUAACUUCCUGCUUUUAUAAUUGUUAAAAAAAGUGAAUAUAAUUCGAAUCUUCUCCAGAAGAAAGGCAAGGCUAGCCGCUCUUUAUAAUUGUUCCGGUUUGUAAACCCGGAAAAUAUCAAGCACUCUGUGAUUUUUUUCGUUCAAGGCAUGAGUUUAGAACGGUGGGCUUAAAAAAACAAUAAAAUUAAGAGAUCAUAUUUGCUCCCACAUCUCGCGAAAAUGUUGCAAAGUUUUCAUUGAAUCUAUGGUAUUAUGGUAUUUUUACGUCAGGAAAAUUUUGAAAUGCUAUCAUUUUGAAAACUACAUUGACUGUAGGGUACUUAAAUUUUACGACAAGUAUGAUUUUUUGGCACCGGACUAAACUCAUUACCAUGUAGACUCAUCAGCUUUAGAGGCGGAUCCAGCCAUUUGGCAGCACCGAAUUUCCUCCCUUUAAAACUAUGUUAAACAAUCGAUUCUCGUCGGAGCACCUGGCCCCUCCGGCAAUCGAUACAUUUUCGGAGGUUUAAAUGGAGAAAAACCAGUGUUGCCAAUUUUCUGGAUCCGCCAAUACUCAGCUUGAAAUCGCUGUGCGUUGAACAUCUUCAACGUAUUACUAAUUGUAUUAAUGUUAAACCUAUUUUAAUAUCUCCUUUGUAUCGUUGUUUUGUUUGAUAAAAUUUCUUUUUUCUAAAUAAAAGUAUUUAAAUUCAAGCUC